AUGGCGACUGUGUCCUCUUGCAUGCCACAAGGGAGAUUCAACCCGCUGGCUAGCAAUCCCUUCCGCACCAGGGAGGAAGUAAUUGCAGCAUGUCAUGGCCUCUUUGAACCCUUGCUACCUUUCUUCUCCCCGGGAAAAGCACGAGUACAACUGGACGCCUCAGGAUCCACCUGGGACCGUGCGGCCUGCGACCUAGAAGGCUUCUCCCGACCUUUAUUUGGCAUUGCACCUAUGGCCGCUGGGGGGGUGUCAUUUUCCUACUGGGAUCUGUAUCGAACUGGGCUACAGAACGGGACGGAUCCGUCCCAUCCCGAGUAUUGGGGCAAGGUUAUAGACAUGGAUCAGCGCCAUGUAGAGGCAGCAGCCCUCGGAUACGGCUUGAUACUCGCCCCAGAGCAUUUGUGGGACCCGUUGGAAUCAAAGUCGAAGGACCGAGUAGCAGCAUGGCUGCAAGAAAGUCGAAACACGAAACAUGCCAACAACAAUCACAAGUUCUUUCGCGUUCUCGUCGACAUGGGCCUUGAACGAGUGGGAGUCAGCGUCAAUUGGAGCCAGACGGAGGAGUAUCUGCAGGAUCUGGAAAAGUUGUAUAUAGGGGAUGGCUGGUAUCGGGAUGGAGGUGACGCCGGAGACAUGAGGCGGAUUGACUAUUACAACGCCUUUGCCAUGCACUUCUACGGUCUUGUUUAUGCUAUCCACAGGCCGCAAGACACUGCCCGUGCACAACGCUUCCGUGAAAGGGCGCGACAGUUCGCACUGCAUUUCCUCCAUUGGUUUGCCGACGACGGGGCUUGCGUUCCAUACGGCCGCAGCCUUAUCUACCGUCAUGCCGUUGGAGCCUUUUGGGGAAUCCUGGCUGUGGCUGGCGAAGAGGUUCUGCCAUGGGGCGUACUAAAAGGCCUGUACCUACGCAACCUACGAUGGUGGGGAUCCCAGCCCAUCUGUCGCCUGGAUGAUGGGCUUCUAACAUUGGGAUAUGCGUACCCCAACCAAAUGAUCACUGAGCGAUACAGCUCCACCGGCUCUUCAUGGUGGGCUAUGAAGGUAUUCGCGCCACUUAGUCUGCCUGCGGACCACCCGUUCUGGGCGGCCGAUGAGCUUCCAAUGCCCACUAGAAAGGCCGUUGUUCCAUUAUCCAUUCCCGGUAUGGUGUUUUUGCACCACCCGGGACAUACAGUUAUGCUCGUUUCAGGGCCUGGUACCUCCCUCACUAUGAGAGGAUGUCCAGAGAAGUACAGCAAAUUUGCCUACUCGUCGCGAUACGGCUUCAGUGUUGAGAGUGAUUCACGAGGAUUUCCUGUGGGGGCAUUCGAUAAUAUGAUAGCCUUCAGUGACGACAGAAAACAUUUUCGCGUACGGGAAACAUGCGACGACGUCCAGUUAGCUGGUGAUAUUCUCUUCUCCCGGUGGCAGCCAUGGCCGGAUGUUUCGGUUGAGACAUGGCUUAUUCCACAUGAGCGCUGGCAUUUCAGGGUCCACCACGUUACUAGCCCCCGGCUUCUAUGGACGACCGAAGGAGGAUUCGCGUCACCGAAAACUGAUUUUCAUGCUGAUCAACUAUUCGAGCAUGAGGAAUCUGCCUGGGUUGUGGGCGCUUCGGGGAACUUCAGUGGGAUCCUUGAUGCUUCCAACCCGCCUCGGAGAGGCCGAGUGACCUCACCACAUGGGAACACUAAUGUCAUGUUUCCAAGAACAGUUAUCCCUCAGCUACUCGGAGAGGUUACUCCCCAUUGCCCGAGGGUAUUUGCGUCUGCAAUUCUGGCGGGACCAGAUGCUUCGAACCUGAGCAACAUCUGGAUACAACCACCUCAGCUCCCGACGGUUGAGGUAUUGAGGGAGAAAGUGGCCAGGGACGGAAUACCUGUGGAGAUCGUCUCGGACGUUCUUCGGUCUCUAGUAUAA
Molecule: messenger RNA, 1902 nt
Organism: Penicillium daleae
Lineage: Eukaryota; Fungi; Ascomycota; Eurotiomycetes; Eurotiales; Aspergillaceae
Product: DUF2264 domain-containing protein
Exons: 1
Coding region: 1-1902 (633 amino acids)
Source: RefSeq, a predicted model, not a curated record